This is a messenger RNA of Ylistrum balloti, 1317 nucleotides long. Its product is annotated as F-box only protein 5-like. Gene Ontology annotation, molecular function: protein binding. The record is from RefSeq and is a predicted model, not a curated record. Gene Ontology annotation, cellular component: nucleus. Gene Ontology annotation, biological process: regulation of mitotic nuclear division; negative regulation of meiotic nuclear division. Lineage: Eukaryota; Metazoa; Mollusca; Bivalvia; Pectinida; Pectinidae.
AUGUCUGGAAUACCAGUAAACACAUUUUACCCACGAGUAUCCAAUAACAAGUCUAGUGCAAUUUCAAAUUUGGAAAAAAGAAAUCAUGACGAUAUUGACCUAAGGUUUCGUACACAAAGUGUAACAAGUACGCCCUACCACAAACUUAAAUAUGGUCACCUUCACUCUUUGUCACCUGUUGAUGACAGCGGAUACACCUCAAUCACCAGUUGUGGGACUAACGACAGUUCCUCUGUCCAUGGAUUUCAAACCCCUGUUUCAGGGCCUUUUCCACAUCCUGGACGACAGCUAGCUUUUACUCCUCUAAGUCCAGUUCCGUGCGAAAGAACAGUAGAGUAUCUUCCUUCCUUUUCUGAUGUUAGUAGUGGAUUAGAUACCCAACCUGAUACUGAAUGGGACAUUCCUGAGGCUGAUUUGAAAAGCAAGUCUGAAUUUAACCAAUCCUAUAGGUCUAUACCUCAGUACAGACUGAACUUUGAGGAUGAAGAUGAAAGGGACAGCUUUGAUGAUCAAAGUAUUAGUGAAAUCGAUGAGACUUCAAGUUUUGUGGAACAUAAAAACUCCAAACUCAUCAGUCAUGUUCAGGAAGGAGAGAAAAUACUGACAGACUCGCCACUUUCAAGGUUGAGUUUUGAAUGUGAACAGGAAGUUCAGUGUGAUUGUCAAUGUUCAAACACCACAUGUACUUCAGAAGGCAGCGAACUCAGUUCUACGUGUACUAGUCUCAAUGCUUCAAGUCUUGCAGAUCGCUUCAAUGAAGUGUUGCAGAAGUUUUCACCAAAAGAACCAGAUCGUUUGAUUGGUCGAAAGAUGGGACUACUUUGUGUGGACAUUGUGUUUGAGCUAUCAAUGAGGAACAUAUCUGCUUUGUCUGUGGUCCUGGAUUAUUUGGAUCCAAAAGACCUGUGCAGUUUCUGUCAAGUUAGUCAGGACUGGAAGUCUAUCUGUGAUGAAGACACACGAGCAACCGAUCGUCGUGUCCAGUAUGUGCAGCGACUGCAGAAGGCGAAGGCCAAUAAACAGGAAAAAGAAAAUUUUGGGAAGCGACUUGAAUACCGUUCAGAGAGAGGUUUGACAGAAGGAGAACGGACGUUUGGCAUGUUACAACAGACUGUGCCUUCCUCUAAGGCCACCAAUCUAGUCCCUGAGAACCGGUUCCACACUGUGGCAUCCACACUGAAAAACUACGAAAGUCUCAGAAGAUGUCAAGUGUCAGGGUCCAUCUAAAGUCCUGGAUGUCCAGGAUCGAGGCAUGUGUGUACAGACUGAGUGUGGCUUUGACUUUUGUGUGAAAUGCCUCAACAGCUUUCACUUUGA